Molecule: messenger RNA, 639 nt
Organism: Carassius carassius (crucian carp)
Lineage: Eukaryota; Metazoa; Chordata; Actinopteri; Cypriniformes; Cyprinidae
Product: melanoma-derived growth regulatory protein-like
Exons: 4
Coding region: 28-426 (132 amino acids)
Biological process (GO): extracellular matrix organization
Molecular function (GO): protein binding
Source: RefSeq, a predicted model, not a curated record
AGCAUACUAAGAAUCAGUAACACAAAGAUGGAGAAACACGGUGCUAACUGGACCCUUCUCCUGGUGCUGUGUGGCCUCCUGCCACUGAACACUCAGGCUGGCAGGCAGAUGUCAAAACUCUCUAACAAGAAGUUAUGCGCCGAUUCAGAGUGUAGCCAUCCCAUUCUCAUCGCUAGAGCUCUGCAGGAUUAUUACCCUCAAGACUGUCGCUUCAUUCACAUCCACCAAGGCCAGUCUGUCUAUGUGUACGCCAUGCUGAAAGACCGUGGGAAUCUCUUUUGGGCUGGCAGUGUUCAAGGGUCAUAUUAUGGAGAGCAGGAAGCUCGUCUGGGAUAUUUCCCCAGCAGUGUUGUUGAAGAGACACAUGCCUUACUGCCUGCUGAGGUUGAGGUCCAGACUGAUAAAUGGGACUUUUACUGCUAUUAGGAUUGUGUGCUGUCUCGGCUGGAACAUAAACACGAAUUUUGAUUCCACUCUGCACUUUAGACACUAGAUUUCUUAUUUCUAGUAGGCAACUCAAAUUAAAGAUUUCUUACUAAACAUAUAGAUCAGUGACAUUAGACUGUAAAUGCGUGUUGAUGCAAUAGUUUGAAUAAAGCUGAGCUGCUGCUAUUUGGCUGCUUGCAAGUGAUCACUGUU